ACCCCAGAAAAUCUUAUGGAGCACAUGAACUAAGAUCUAAUCUGCAACUAGUUGAUCCGGUUCCAAUCCCAUCUUGACGAGAAAGGAAAUUGCCGGUUAGCAGUAGUUCAAUGUUAUAGUUUUUAGCUAUUAAUCGACUGGACAUGGAGAGUGGUUGCGGCUGGUGUCAAUCAUCAGUACUGCCUGUCACUGGGGCCGCCAAUUUCUCUUAAAAACUGAGCUAUCUUUUAUUGACCAUUUAUCAUUACAUGCACAUACAACCUAGGCAUUUUCGGUCAACCAAGUCUCUGCUUUGGGAUUUUUGCUUCAGCUUAUUUGGUUCACUUCAUGAUCUAACCUCUAAGCUCUGUUCUUUUAUGGAAGGAAUCUUUUUUAGUUCUUCUUUCUUUUGUCUGUUGAAAUGAGGGACUCGAGCAAGGGUAGAACGAAACGGCAAGAGGACACAUCUACUGGACCCGUUUUCACUAUCAUAUGUUAAUUUAUUAAUUGAAAUUCAUGAUUGGAAUCCCGGAGAUGUUGUUCAUAAAGUAGUAUCACCCGUUAAGAGUCGACAGAGAUCCAGCAGACCAAACAUAAUGGGGGAAGUGGGAGCUCAGUCCCCGGAGCCAAAACAGUAGAUUCAGAACCCCACUUAGUUACAUGUGGAGUGCCAACCGCCAAGUGUGUUGCACAUGGUUCUGUUACACUCGGAAAGGCUCGUUCUUUGAGAUGACACUCUCCUCGAGUACUUCUCUCAGUCCCGGCCUCCUACUCCCAAGUCUCAAGUACAACCACAAUGCAUAAUCUUUUGCUCAUUUGCUUGCCGCUUUGGGAUUCUUCAUGCCUUUUACAGAAACAAGAAGUAAAAGCAAAGCAUUUAUCUCAUACAGAACCAUGUCUAGGUGAACCGUACUUUCGCUCAUUAAUAACCUUCCUUUUCUGGGGGUUCGUUUAGACAGUCGAGGAUUCUCGUCCAUUUGCUUCUGUAUGUAUCUGUGACCUCUUAACUGUUACUCUCGUGAAGCCGGAGCAUAUCUUUGUAUUUCAAGGUGAGUUAAAAGUUUAGUUUGUUAGCUUUCUUCUGGUGAAUAUUGGGUGCAGAUCAGCUGUUUGGGUAUGCAAAAUGGGAGAUUCCUGUAAGGAUUGUAGGAGCUGGGAAGAGGAAAUCUUUUGGACCCAUUUUCAGUCUAUUCAUUUCUCUCAAUUUCUCCAUGGUGAUUUCCUUCAGCGGCUUGAAGUACCAGAAAAGUUUGCUAAGAAUAUGAAGCAAAAGCUUCCAGAAACUGUGACUCUUAAGGGUCCUAGUGGUAUCAUAUGGGAUGUGGGACUGAAAGCCGAUGGUGAUACCUUGUUCUUCGAUUGUGGAUGGAAAAUUUUUGUGAAAGACCAUUCUUUGGUGGAGAAUGACUUGAUGAUCUUCAAAUACAAUGGAAUGUCCCAAUUUGAUGUUCUGAUGUUUGAUGGCCGGAGCUUGUGUGAGAAGGCAGCAUCUUAUUUUGUGAGGAAGUGUGGGCAUACAGAAUAUGACAGCGGAUGCCAAACAAAAAGAAAGAUGAAUGAAACUCCUGUUGAAAUUGUGCACAAUUCUUCACACUGUGGUCUUGAAAGCAGUCCAGAAAAAUCUAUUAACAAUAACAUUGACACGAGGCCAUCAAGACAACCUAUCACCUCUGCAGCUACAAAUAAGAAACUGCGAAUUGUGGGUUCUUCUACUAGGUCCAUCCCUGCUAGGAAGAGCCUCAGAGGCAAAGAUCUUACUACUUUUGCUGCAGAAGUGAAGGUUGAAACUGGUGAUUUAGAGUUUGACCAUACAUCAAUGGAUGGAGAUGUCUUUAGCCCCCGGCACACGGCUCGUAAAAGGCGUGCGACUCAAGUUGAGAAAGCAAAUGUCUUUCUAAUGGCGCAGGAAGCAUUACCCAGAGAGGGUUUUAUGGUAGUUAUGAAGCCCACACAUGUAGCAAGACGAUUUUAUAUGGCAAUCCCUACUGCAUGGGUGGCUAAACAUCUCUCAAAACAAAACGAAGAUGUGAUUCUACGUAUUAACAAGCAGACAUGGAAGACCAGAUUUUAUUAUCACAGGAAUCGUGGUUGUGGAGGGCUUUCUGGUGGUUGGAGGAAUUUUGUUAACGACAACAACUUGGACGAAGAUGAUGCGUGUGUAUUUGAGCCUGCCGACAUAGGAAACAAACCAAUGAUCCUGGAUGUUAGCAUCUUUCGCGUUCUGCAAGCACCAGUUCCUCUAAUCCAAGUGCACCCUGCGUCAUACUAAAGGUUGUCCCAAAACGUGCAAUUCAGUCCUGGCAUCAUCUAUAGGUAUAUCAGCUCUAGAUGUCUGAUACACUGUUAAGUUGUAGUAUUAUGAGGCUAUCAAUCUGCAUUUGCUAUUGCCAACGGGAAACUCGAUCAAGUUGUAAUUAUAUAUGUACAAAUGGUUAAUGUCCUGUAGCACUCUUUAUCUCUUUCCAUAUCCGUAAGAUUUGCUGCUGGACUGAUUUGGUUUAUUGCGGUGUAGCAAACCUCUUGAAUCUCUAGCGGAGCCAUUGCCCUGUUUUACCUUUCAUUGUUGGUUCUGUACCUGUUACGUGUAAAAUCUUAUGCAAAUUUUACAAAUACGUAAGUGAAAGAAACUUAUAAUCUCUCAUGAAAGAACAAGAAAAGGCCCAAUGCCAAUCUUGGGCCCAUCUCCUCAUCUCAUCUUUUGCCAGCCAAUCAUAAUUCAGCCAACCUAAUCUAAAACCACAGCUUUCCCCUCGAAACGGUAUUGUCUGUUGUUCCAUCUCCUUCUAUCUGCAAAAUCCUGCACGAUCAAACUCACAGGUUGACAUGGCAACAACUUCAGCUGUCCUUGCUCAGGUAACAACCAGUGGCGCAGUGGUUCGCUGCGGCAGCAACAAAACCAAACAGACAACACCCAAAGUGGUGUACAUUGGAGGAAUGAGUUCCUAUGGAGGUCUGAAAGCACACAGCAACAACAACGUGGUUUCCCUCGGCCUGCCACGGUGCACUGAGCAGUGCUUUGCUAAUGUUAUCAGCUCCUUGAAGAAGGCGCAUGGCGAAGGAAGAACAGGUGGGGGAGCGUUGUCCUCUACAUGCAACAAAGCGGAUGAGAUUUUCAACAUCGCAGUUAUCAUGAACGGGCUUGUUCUGAUCGGGGUUGCAGUUGGCUUUGUUCUUUUGCGUAUUGAAGCAUCCCUAGAGGAAUCUGAUCAGUGAAACAACUUCUGUUCCAAGGACUUUGUCUUUGCCUGCAAUGUUGAUGUGAGUUCUUCUUGGUUGUAUGAUCAGAGAACAUGGUGGGUAUCAUCUGAAACUUCUAAUAACUUGCAAUAACGUUAAUCAAAUGCUUAAAUAGAAGCAUUUUCUCCACAA
Molecule: messenger RNA, 3348 nt
Organism: Theobroma cacao (cacao)
Lineage: Eukaryota; Viridiplantae; Streptophyta; Magnoliopsida; Malvales; Malvaceae
Product: AP2/B3-like transcriptional factor family protein
Molecular function (GO): DNA binding
Source: RefSeq, a predicted model, not a curated record